This is a messenger RNA of Lodderomyces pseudojiufengensis, 996 nucleotides long. RefSeq lists its product as uncharacterized. Gene Ontology annotation, cellular component: SAS acetyltransferase complex. NCBI's taxonomy places the organism in Eukaryota, Fungi, Ascomycota, Pichiomycetes, Serinales, Debaryomycetaceae. The record is from RefSeq and is a predicted model, not a curated record. Bases 1 to 996 code for a protein of 331 amino acids. The transcript has a single exon. Gene Ontology annotation, molecular function: histone acetyltransferase activity.
AUGCUACGGAAUGAGAAGAAAUCAUCAAGAAAACUACGUUCAGGAGAUACUAAACCAUUAGAAGAUAAGAAUUUAUUUAAUUUUGACAACAUAAAUCAUUACCUAUACCGAUCGAAACCAAUACCAUUCAAUGACGACCCAAAUUCAAAUCAAUUACCGUUAUACAGAUAUUUCAGGGAUGAGGUAGAACUGACACCCCAACCUCCUCCACUUAAACAUGGAGAAAUCAAACGAAUUAAAAGAACCAAUAUUAAAUAUGAUCCAAAAAUUGAAGAUCCAUUACCUGAUUCAACUUAUCAUAUUUUUCAUCGUAAAAUGCGUAAAGAAGAAGCUCAAAUGUUAAAUGAAGAAAAAAUUAAAAAUUUAAUGGAAUUAGAUAAUUUUCAAAAUUAUUUACAAUUAUUAAAUCAAUAUGAUUGGAUACGUCAUUUACCUCAAAUUACUAAAAUUAAUGACUUAAAAAAUUUAGAAGAAUGUGAAGAAAAAAGACAGUUAACAAUUGAUGAAAUAGAAAAAAUGUUGAAAAAGCAGUCUAUUUGGAAGAAAAAAAAGGAUGAGUUUGCUAAUAAUGUUAGAUUGUAUCAUAAUAAAGGAAUCGAAUUUGAAAUUGUUAAUAAUGGGCAUAAUACAAUUCAAGUUGAUGAUGAAACAAAAGAAGAAGAAGUUCCAAUUGAGACAGAUGAACCCGAAGUGGACGAACCCGAGUUAGAUGAGCCUGAGUUAGAUGAGACUGAGUUAGAAGAAAUAAUUGAAGAGAGUCAAAGAUUGCCUAGAAAGAGAGGCCCUAAACCUAAAAAUCCAAUAUUGAAAUCUCCAAUAAAACCAAGAAUCAAAAUAGUUAAAGAAAAAUUAGAUGAAUUGAAUAAGUCAAGUACUAUUGAUAUUUAUGGCGCGUCUAAUAAUUUAUUUGGAAUUGAUGUUUUAGAUUUAAAAGUAUCAGAAAAAGGUUUUCAACUUCCAGUAGGUUGGAGAAAACAAUUUAAUACAAAGAAAUAA